UGCCCGGAGUUCAGUGCGUCCCGGACUAUCUACCGGACUAGGUUGUCGCUCAUUUUCAGGAUACGGCGUGAUUCGCGUACCUACAGACGACGUAGUGAACCUAUCGGUUUUCAGAAAGUUCGCGUGUUAAAUUCGCCUAGUUAUUCGUCCGAGAUUUUCCCAGGAAAGACGGUACUGCUUCGAUAAUCCCAGGUAGAAUCUACAGACAUGUGCGUUCUUAGUGUGGUGUUCUUGAAGUGAAAAGUCUAGGAACUCCCCUUCUGUGUUUUUUCGCUGUGAUAAGUGUGAACUACCUGCCAUGUUGGCCUGCUACAUGUUCCUCCUUCUGAUGGUUUUCGCUGACGCCAGAGAUACCUACGAAAAAAUAGGAUACUUCUGGCACAUAACCGACAUACACUACGACGCCCUGUACCACAACGUAGCGAAAAAAGGCUGUUGGAAACCGGAGUACGAGGGAGGAAGCAGCGCCUCCAGGAUGCAGAGAGGUCCUGUGGGACGCUUCGGUGAUUACAGCUGCGACGCCUCGUGGGAUCUGAUAGAAUCAGCUGCUCACAUGAUGAAGUCCAGGCCCAACGUGAACGUGGAGUUCGUCCUUUGGACAGGGGACUCCUUAUCUCAUUCCACUAAACACCAUCAGGACAUAAAUAAGCUGGAGCUCCUGCAGAACAUCACAGAUCUCCUGCACAAAACUUUCAGUUCCCAGUUCGUAUUUCCAGCCCUAGGACACGACGAUCCGAGCUCCAGGAAGAAAAUGGGAGAGAUGUGGAGCAGAUGGUUUCCGGCUGAUUCUCUGAAGACGUUCGUGCAAGGCGGCUACUACAUAAUCGAGCGCAAGACGGAGAAGCUGCAGAUCGUGGUGCUCAACACGAACCUGAUGAGGAAGGCCGAUAACGACCCGGAGGCGGCCAGGCAGUGGGAAUGGCUGGAGGGUGUCAUGAAGAAGCUCAAGAGGAACAUGGAGACGGCCUACUUGGUUGGUCACAUGGCACCAGGUUGCGACGAAAGACAGAGAACAGCUCUCCCUGGUACUCAUUCUCAAGCUUUUACCGAUUUUAACAACAAGAAAUACCUAGAGUUGAUUCGAAAGUACUCCGAACUGAUUGUGGGACAAUUUUUUGGACACUUACAUUCAGAUACCUUCAGAGUGAUCUACAACGAAAGAGGCCAUCCAACUUCGUGGGCAAUGUUGGCACCAGCGUUGACGCCCAGAAGAUUAACUGAUGGACCAAACAACCCAGGAAUACGAUUAUACAAGUACAAUCAGAACACAGGACAAAUCUUGGACUACACCCAAUAUUACCUGGACCUCAGCGCUGCCAAGGAGCACAAUCACGCCGAAUGGGCUGUAGAGUAUAACUUCUCGACGCACUACAUGAUAAACAACAUCACACCUUUGGCCCUCCAUAAUUUAGCGGAGAAGCUGUCCAACGCCUCUGGCGAUAAUCCCACCUUUAAUAGAUACUACAGAGCCAAUUCGGUGAGAUUCCACAACAACCAGCACAGCACCUGCGAUGCUACCUGCGCGCACACGCAUUACUGCGCAAUCACGCGAGUCGACUACCACGAGCACGAGCAAUGUCUGAAGACGGCGGCGAGCGUGGUGUCUUCUUACUCGUUGACGAGCACGCCACUGAACUGCUUCUCGUUACUCUCACUCUUCGUGAUUUUCAAAGUGCGAUAAGGUUAAGCGGGAACCUGUUUCGAGCUUGACGUGUUCAACUGGUUCGUACGUGUGUGACAGAUGGUAAAGAUGGCGCUGUUGGAAGUUCGUUAGUCUGAUGAAGGAUUGCUAUUUGUUUCGUUGUUUUUCAUGUAAUCUUGAAGAAUACGAGCCGAGAUUGGCGAGGCGGUAGCUUGAGGUUGAGAGCUGUACUUAGUAGUUGUGAAAAAUGGUUGUUGAAAUUUCGAAAUCAUCUUCAUAUUUCCUGAAACACUUCUGAGAUUGUUGCCUUAUUAUAUCUAGAAACAUAAGGAGGAAGGAAAGUUUCUGGCAUGUAAAAAAUAUGUUCCGAAUUACACAAUUAUUUUUGUGUUGCUUCUGAUCUCGAUAUUUCCUUUUAGGUAGCCAAAAAAACUCAUUCGGACGUAAGCAAGGAAACAAUAUAUAAUAAUUUUCUGAACGCGAAUUAUAUCGAAAUUUUUUUUAAAUGUCGGAAACUCUCCUUAUGCAACCAA
This is a messenger RNA of Coccinella septempunctata (seven-spotted ladybird), 2175 nucleotides long. Its product is annotated as acid sphingomyelinase-like phosphodiesterase 3b. Lineage: Eukaryota; Metazoa; Arthropoda; Insecta; Coleoptera; Coccinellidae. The record is from RefSeq and is a predicted model, not a curated record. Gene Ontology annotation, molecular function: hydrolase activity. The transcript has 10 exons. The coding region runs from base 299 to 1681 and encodes 460 amino acids.